AUGAUACGCGCACUCUACGUGAAAUGGGACAACAGCCCGGGAAUCGUCUCCUUUGCUACCAAGGCUUCAGAUGUUAGCGACAUUCCUUUCCCAGCAAUCACAAUCUGUCCCGAGGUCAAGUCACAAAUUUCCCGGUUUAACUUUACCGAUGCUUACCACAAGCAUAAAGCUAUCAAGCUGGAUAAGACAAGUUUGAACACUUUCAUCACCAUGUGGCAGAUAUGCGACCUGGGUACGGGAAUUGAUCAGAGUUGUAUUCAAGGCUACAAGAUUCAACUCCACACCCCCACUGACUACCCUUCCCUGUCGAACUACAUUCAAGUACCGCUGGAUCAGGAGGUGUCGGUCGAGGUGAUCCCGCACCUGGCCCUGACCACCGACAGCAUCCGUCACUACAACCCGAAGCGCCGAAAUUGCUUCUUCCAAGAAGAACGAAAGCUACGAUUCUUCAGUGUGUACAGCCAAGCAAACUGCGAGCUGGAAUGUCUCAGCAACUACACGGUGAAGCUUUGUGGCUGUACCCGGUUCUCGAUGCCACGAGCUCGUCUGGUGCCCGUCUGUGGGGUAGGCGCUAUGCGGUGCUACCAGAUGGCCGAGUACAGCCUGCUCCGGAUGGACAUCUACGGCGAUCGGUUGACGUUCAAAGAUGGCUGCCAAUGUAUGCCGGCUUGCAGCACACUGCAGUACGACGCGGAGAUAUCGCAAGCGGACUUUGACUGGCAUCACAUGAAGCAGUUCGAACUGGAUCGUAUGGAGAGAAUCCACCUCUCCUACUUGAUCGUGUACUUCAAAGAACCGGAAUUCAUAGCGAUCAAGCGAAGCGAACUGUACGGCGAUACGGAGUUUUUGGCAAACUGCGGAGGUCUUCUAGGGUUGUUUCUGGGUGUAAGUCUGCUCAGCUUUGCUGAGAUUCUGUACUACUGUACGCUCAAGCCGUUCGUUUUGUGGUGGAAUUGGCGUCGAUCGAGGUAA
This is a messenger RNA of Culex quinquefasciatus (southern house mosquito), 972 nucleotides long. Its product is annotated as pickpocket protein 28. NCBI's taxonomy places the organism in Eukaryota, Metazoa, Arthropoda, Insecta, Diptera, Culicidae. Gene Ontology annotation, cellular component: membrane. The record is from RefSeq and is a predicted model, not a curated record. Bases 1 to 972 code for a protein of 323 amino acids. Gene Ontology annotation, biological process: sodium ion transmembrane transport. The transcript has 3 exons. Gene Ontology annotation, molecular function: ligand-gated sodium channel activity.